CUUUGCAACGCGUUGGCCGGCCAACACCCAGCCUUGGCAAGGAGAGAGACAGGUUCGAGAGAGAGGAGAGCAAGGCGGACGGGCUUACAGCAUGGCGGAGUUGGACGGGUCAUCCUCCGAGAUGAGCGACGAUGCUCUUCAGAAACUUGUCUCUCGCCUGGUGGAAGUAGGAGGAGAGCUUGGAGGAGAGGAUGUAGACACUACUGCGGAACCUCAGAGUCCGGGGCACGCUCGAGCGCUAAUCAUGGGUGCAACGUCUGCGCAAGCCGCAGCCCCAAGCGAUUACGCGGACAGCUCUGGUGACGAAGAGCUAGUGAGCGCGGCAACGGGCCAGCCCAUCUGGCCCUCCUUGGCUCAAGACCAGCCAUCACCCAUACAGGCACCGCGCGGCACUGUCUCGCCGCGAGCGGACGGGUACGACCGAGAGGCGGACCUGCUGGAGAGUGCCCACGCCAGCAACGACUCCUCGGAAGGAGGAGGUGGGGGAGGGGCCCGGGCGGGGACUGACUUUCCGCUGGCAGCGAUCGCCACCCGCGCUGUCGAGGAGGCGAGAGUGGAGACGGACAGCUGCGGCUACGAAGGCGACGUCGGGGAAGGUGCGAAGAGGAUGACGACGCCCUCCUUUCGGAGGGCGGCGGGGAUCGCUCCCCCGGGCUUCUCGGUCAACAAGGACGGAGCUGAAGCGGAUGACGAGGCUUCAGGAAAGGAAGCCACCAAGUCCCUCGUGCCCCAGCAGCCGGCGAGCCUAGACAUGUCGGCAAGGGGGAUGACUUCGCACUACCGCGUCGGUCGCGUGAAUCCGCCCCAAACCAACGAGGGAAGCCCAUGGGACGCCCUCAACGAGAGCCUUCGAGAGCAGGGGUUCCGCGAGGUGUCGCUGUCGCGACCGGGGGGGUCGAUCGCGGUGCCGGAUCCGACGAGCCUGGCGGACACCCUGCGGGACGUAGUCUUCAAGCACGGGGAGAGGGGAAGGGUCAUCCAGGAGAUGUCGCUGGAGCUCCAGCGGCGCGACAACGUGGGCGGACACCGAGAGUCCGUGCUGAACGAGUCGUUCCGCCGCGAGAGGUCCGACCUGUCGAAGCGGUCCGCGGGGGCGGAGGCGCGGGCCGCCGCGCUGGAGGCGGAGAACAAGCGCCUGCAGGACCAGCUGGCCCUGGACUCCCGGCGGGCCAGGGCCGAGAGCGCCAGCCUGGCCUCGCAGCUGAAGCAGAGCGAGCACCGGGUGAAGGCGAAGGAAGCCGCGGCGCAGAGGUUGAUGGACAAGCUCCAGGAAGAGGCGGAGAAGGAGCGGCUGUCCCAGCAGCGAGAGCGCGCGAUUCUCGCCAAGUUCAGGCAGAAGGAGGCCGCCGCUGUUGUUGCCGUCCGUGGAAGCGGCGGCGGCGGAGCCAACGACUCGAGGGUGGCGGAGUCCCUGAUGGCGCACUCGAAGGCCCAGGAACGGUCGGAGGCGGAGAUGGACAAGCUUCGGGCGGAGGUCUCCCGCCUCGGGGACGAGCUCCGAGAGAAGGAGAACACGAUUCUCAAGCAUCGGCUAGGCCCCGACUGGACCCCGGACCUCGACCCGAAGGUCGCGCCCGCCUCCUCAGACGAGCUCCGCGAGCUGCGAGAUCGGCUCGCUGAGUCGGAGAGGAGCGUCAGGGUGAUGAAACAGCGGGAGGCCAGGGCGUUGGAGCGGUGCGCGAGCAUGGAGAAGGAGUGCGCCGAGGUCCAAGCCAAGGCCGACGAGACUCAGGACGCUCUUGUGAACGCGCGGCUAGAGCUUUCCUCGCGGCCGUCGUUGCGAAACUGGCGCGCCAGCCAAAGACGGAUACAGGACCUCGAGACUAAGCUCGGCCAGGCAACUAGCCAGGCGAAAGUAUACUCCCGGACCAGCUUCUUUAUUUCGCGAAUGUACCGCUGUCGAGGGUAGGCAAAAGAGGCCAUGGACGUCGCGG
Ectocarpus sp. CCAP 1310/34 is the source of this 1934-nucleotide messenger RNA. The record is from the annotation of a GenBank genome assembly. NCBI's taxonomy places the organism in Eukaryota, Phaeophyceae, Ectocarpales, Ectocarpaceae.